AUGGCGAGCGAAAAGGAACAGCAAGUGACCAACAUAGAGUCCGGGCACAACAGCUCCACUGAAGGACACGAUCGCCCUGGCGUCGACCGCCCCCCGCAAGAUGAUGUUCGCGUUACGCCGAAGACCUGGGUGGUGGUUGCGAUCCUCAGUUUCGGCUAUGGCCUCAGCUUCAUCCCCGUCCCAGUCAUGGCAGCAGUCGGCGCCGACAUUGCUACUGAUCUAGGUGAUGCUACUGCCUCCAACUGGUUCGUCGCCGCCUGGAUCAUCUCCAUCACCGUCGCUUUCAUGCUGGCUGGCGCGAAUACCGAUGUGCUAGGCAGGCGAUGGUUCCUCAUCGCUGGACAGUUCAUCUGCACCGUCGGCCACAUCAUCGUCUCGACAGCACAGUCCAACGCUCAAGUCAUCACUGGUAUGACCAUUAGUGGCCUUGGGGCUGCUCUGUGUCAGAUGGCCGCGUUUGCGCUCCCAGAAUUGCUCCCAAACAAGUGGCGGCACAUAGGUGUUGUGCUUGCAGAUUUGGCUGUCUACCUCUGUAUCAUAGUCAUCCCAGUCACUGCGCGGUACGGAUACUACGCUGGAAGCUGGCGAGCGAACUUCUACGCAGCUGCCAUCCUGCAAGGCAUCUCCGCUGCGGGCUUGUGGUUCUUCUACUAUCCUCCUGCGCAUCCUCUAGGCAUUCCGUUCGGCCAGGCCAUCCGCCAUCUGGACUAUCUCGGCAUGUUCCUCUUCAUGGCUGGGUCGCUUCCCGUGCUCGUUGGCAUUGUAUAUACUGCCACACUACCAGCUACUGAUCCUCGCGUGGUUGCGACCUUGGUCGUAGGCUUCGUCUUUCUGGUCAUCUUUGCGCUAUGGGAGACCUUCGGGAACGCCAAACACCCUCUCACGCCUCCAAUUGUGUUCACACGCUCACGAGGUCGGGACUUCACGGCACCUGCGAUUGCACUUGCCAUCAUCAACAUGUUCUACUACUCCAGCAGCAUCAUUUGGCCGACUAUGAUCAGCUCAUUCUACACCGCAGGUGGCCAGCCAUGGCAGAGAGCUGCGUAUCUCUCCCUUCCGCAGGGUCUGGCCAUCACAGUUGGAGCUAUGGGCCUCUCGUUUUUCGGCUCGAAGAUUCGGCAUUGGCAAUGGCAACAGACUACCGCUGUCACCGUCAUGGUCCUCUUCGGCUCCCUCCUAGCUCUCGCUACUCCAGACAACUUCAGCCUGAUGUGUGGCAUGCUCGUCAUCAGUAUGCUUGGCUACGGCUGGGCCAUCUACCUCACCAUUGCCUAUACUCAGAUGGGUGUCCCUCAGGAGCAGCUGGGUAUCUCUGGCGGUCUCUCCGGCUGCGUCCGCUUUGCCGGCGGCAGCAUUGGUCAGGCCAUCUACCUCACCGUCUUCCAAAACGAUGUCGCGCAGAAAACGCCAGUCUAUGUCACACGCGCUGCCCUCGAAGCCGGUGUGCCGCAAGGCCAGAUUGCCACUCUCUUGGGUGAGCUUACGGAUGUGGAGGCGCUCACGGCGGACUUUGGUGCCAACGUUGCAGGUGCCGUUGGAUACGCUCAACAGCUCGCUGUCGCCCAUGGCAUCAAGUUGAUCGCACUGACGAGUCUUGGUUUCGGUAUUAUUGGCAUUAUUGCGUGCUUGUGCUGCAAGGAUGUGGAUGAGAAGAUGAACGAGACGAUUGAGGUGUUCUUAGAGAACGAUGAGUUUGCGGACAGGAACAAGUUCCACUGA
Saxophila tyrrhenica is the source of this 1719-nucleotide messenger RNA. RefSeq lists its product as uncharacterized. Gene Ontology annotation, molecular function: transmembrane transporter activity. NCBI's taxonomy places the organism in Eukaryota, Fungi, Ascomycota, Dothideomycetes, Mycosphaerellales, Extremaceae. The record is from RefSeq and is a predicted model, not a curated record. The transcript has 2 exons. Gene Ontology annotation, biological process: transmembrane transport. Bases 1 to 1719 code for a protein of 572 amino acids. Gene Ontology annotation, cellular component: plasma membrane.